Molecule: messenger RNA, 2468 nt
Organism: Hippocampus comes (tiger tail seahorse)
Lineage: Eukaryota; Metazoa; Chordata; Actinopteri; Syngnathiformes; Syngnathidae
Gene: mettl22
Product: methyltransferase 22, Kin17 lysine
Exons: 12
Coding region: 24-1316 (430 amino acids)
Biological process (GO): protein methylation
Cellular component (GO): nucleus
Molecular function (GO): protein methyltransferase activity
Source: RefSeq, a predicted model, not a curated record
UUGUUUAGUCCGGACAAGUUACGAUGGUACAUCAUGCUGUGGCCGGUCAAGAAAAGAAGGUGUGUAGCCUGCCAGUCACCGCAGAGAGACAUUUGAAAGCAGAUGACUCAGAGGUUCUACUGUUCUCGGACCAUGAUCGAAAAGCCAUGAACCAGAUCGUCUUUCAACAUGAUAGCGUGCUAUCAGAUGUCCACAUGUUCCUACCCAAUGCCCGCCACCGAAUGACACGCCUUAACAAUGUGGGACAGCCAGUUUUCAUCUCCAAAUUCAAGUUUUUGUCCAAUGCGGAAAAGCAGGGGAGGAACGAUGAGGCCAAAAGGGAAAACAGUGACAGCGAAACACAUCUUCCACGAGCAAAAGAUGACGAGGAGGGUAGUGACAGAAACGAAGAACCAGCUUUGGAUGAGGACGGAGAUCUCGACGUCGUACAUCGACCGAGGAAUAAUCCCACAGAGGAGCGCAGCAGGGAAGUCGUCUGCCCUGUCAUUCUCAAACAAUCACAGAAUGCCACACUACAAGAUGAAGAAAAUACUGACGAUGGAGCAGAUGAGUGCUUUGAUGAUGUCAUACGGAUCGAACAUACGAUGGCAACACCCUUGGAGGAUGUUGGCAAACAGGUUUGGAGAGGAGCGUUAGUCUUGGCUGACUUCAUCCUCUCAAAGCCACUCAUGUUCAAAGGGGCAACAGUUGUGGAACUAGGAGCUGGUUCCGGUUUAACCAGCAUCAUCAUGGCUACUUUAGCCAAACGAGUGUACUGCACAGAUGUCGGAGAGGACCUUCUAGGCAUGUGCCAGAGGAAUAUAACUUUAAAUGAACACAUGAUUGAGCGUGCCGGUGGUGACGUGAAAGUAAGACUGUUGGAUUGGCUCCGUUCUGACCUUUGUACAGAUCCUGAUGUGGAGUUUAGCUGGACAGAGGAGGAGGUUGCUGAUAUACACGACAAUGCCAGCAUCAUUCUUGCUGCUGAUGUCUGCUAUGAUGAUGAGCUGACAGAUGGCUUCUUUCGAACCCUCUACCGACUGUGCAAUAACUUUGCUCAUGCCUGCAACAUCUUUAUUUCCAUUGAAAAAAGGUUCAACUUCACCCUGCGACAAAUGGAUGUAUCCUGUGACGCCUACAAUCAUUUUCAACACUGCCUGUCCCAGCUCGAGGACGUGGAGGAUGGACAGUGCAGCUACGCAGUAGAACAGCUCCCUUGUACGUUCCCACAGUUUCUGCAGUACGAACGCAUUGAUCAUCUGGAGCUAUGGAAGGUGACUGCCAAGAGAGUUCCGUUUGACCAAGCCCAGCCCAGGUCUGAGCAGGCUACAUCUUGACAUGCUGUCUUCAUCACCAUCCACCAACCUAUUCCCUACCAAGAACUUCUCAAAUCUCUACGUUUCAGUUUCCUGUUGGGUAUGUGUCCCUGGAAAGCGAUUACAAUUAUGAUAAUACGGUUGUCCUCAGCGUUUGAGGGUUUGUAGUUCUGAACCAAUUUUGCUCACAUUCAAGUGUGCAAGUCAAGCAUUGGAGUAAAGGAAAGGAUUUUUUUUGGAUUGUUUUAUAUUUAUGGGUUAGAAGUGUUCUUCGACAUAUAGUUAUUGUAAUUAUGACGUUAGAACUGCGAGUUUGCAUAGUCUACUGAGAGAAAUAUGCGUGCUUUCUUAAGUACAAAUUGUGUCGUCCUAACGGAACUCGUAAUUCAAGGCUCCCAUGUAAAUUGAAACGUGAAAAAAAUGAUAGAAACCAUUUGAUGUCUGGGUGGAUAGAUUAACAAAAAUUGAAUAGUUUAGACAGGGAAAGUAAAAGCUGUUGAGCAAGGGCGAAUCCGCUUCAAAUUGGGGGUGUAACUGUUCAAAGUUAACCAAACACAUUCAAACUCAGGUUAAUGAGUGGCAGGUGUGUGUGUGUUUAUUCCCAUGUAGCACAAGUUUGAAUGUGAUUUAUUAAUUUGAAAAACAGCCAAAUCUUCAGUUAUAAAACAGUCUGCACACACCUCUGCAAUACUGGCUCAGUUGUUUAUUUUUACUUCCCCUCUCUAAAAUACUGACUUAUUAAAAGUGGAAAUUAUUUUUGUUCUCCUUCCACCGAGCAUUUGAACAGGGGUGUGUAUACUUUUUAGAUCCACUCUAAUGACAGCAUGAGUACUUUCAAACUAUUCAUUUUAGAACAGAAUCAAUCUGAUUAGACGAUUGUACAAGCACACUUAUAUUUACAAGCUUAAGUGAAAUUACCACAAACACUAUCCGGGGUCUUCAGAAAUUGAAAGAGAAUUGUUUCUGACAGGGUAUUAAUUGGGUAGCAUGGAGUGAAGAAAGAAUUUUACGAUCUGUGAAUUAAACAUGUUCUAUUCUUCACGGUCAAAGAAUGAAAUGUGGGGCAAAACAUUUUGGGAAAUGAAUUCCUUUUCAGACUUGGGUGUUUGUCAGGUCGAAGAUUUAAUCAGAGCCUGAAGACCAACUUUAAAAAACAUCAGAGAGACUAAGAGG